CUAUAGAAAUGCAUUGUUUGGUUUGGGGAAUUAACCCCAACAUGAGCAUUAUCGAGUGUAUAUCUGGGCUUACAGAGAAGCUCGAUGGGGUUGAAUAGGUUUUCUCGGUUCGCGCGGUGCUUUAUUGUCGUAUUUCUUCAAGUUUCGCGCGAAACAGUCCCAUUCGGCUGUCAGAAAGUCUCUAGCUCGGGGACGUCCCAGCCUUGGCUACUUUGAGACCUAGGGAGUUCAACUCCCACAAUUCACCCGCAAGCAUGGCUGGCCGGGGAAUUGUGGGAGUUGAAGUUCACAGGUCUGAAAAUGACCAAGGUUGGAAGCCCUUGCUGUAGCUCAAGGGAAAACUGGAUGAAGUUUGACAGGUGAGAGAUGGAAAGUUCAUUUAUGGAUGAUGAAGAGGAUUGCCCUGAAUUGAUUCCCAUAAAGGAGCCAGCAAUAAAGGAUAACGUAGAAGACAUUCAAUCAAGUAACAACUUUAAGAUUCCUGUUACUAUCAUCUCAGGAUAUUUAGGUGCAGGAAAAACUACUCUUCUUAAUUACAUUUUGACUGAACAACAUAGCAAGAGAAUAGCAGUUAUUUUAAAUGAAUUUGGUGAAGGUAGUGCAUUGGAAAAAUCCUUGGCUAUAAGUCAAGGUGGAGAACUCUAUGAAGAAUGGCUGGAGCUCAGAAAUGGCUGUCUUUGCUGCUCAGUAAAAGACAAUGGUUUGAAAGCAAUUGAAAAUUUGAUGCAGAAGAAAGGGAAGUUUGAUUACAUUUUGCUAGAGACAACCGGAUUGGCAGAUCCAGGUUCUGUGGCCUCCAUGUUUUGGGUUGAUGCUGAAUUGGGAAGUGACAUUUAUCUUGAUGGUAUAAUAUCUGUUGUUGAUGCAAAGCAUGGGCUACAGCACCUAAAAGAAGAAAAACCGACAGGCCUUAUUAAUGAAGCUGCUAGGCAAGUGGCCUUAGCAGAUCUUAUCAUUAUCAAUAAGGUAGACUUGGUUUCACAAGCUGAACUGAUGAAAUUAAGAACAGCUGUCUGCGCAAUAAAUGGAGUUGCCAACAUUUUAGAAACUCAGCGCUCAAGGUAAUUAAGACAAUGCUAAAUUAACUACUUUUCCCUACUAUUGUGAAUAAUAUACGUUAAUCUGAAAAGUGUAUUUUAUUCAGGAAUCUAUUCUUUAUGCAAGAUAUGAACAAUUUAGUAAAUUGUUUGCAUAAUUUCUAUUAUUACAUACUUUUUAUUUAAUAUACAUUCGGCUAUACAGAUGCUCCCAUCUGGUUCAAAAAAAUAGAGGGUUUAGUGCAUUAGGAUGGUAGAACGUAUUAGUGUGGGUUUGUGUGCAUGAAUGUGCGCACGGCUUCAAGUCAGGUUGAUUUCUGGCGACUGCCUGAAUAAGUUACAGAAAUUAUUUGCCAUUUAUUUCCUCCUUCCUAGACUCGGAGAAAAGCAGCUGACCCAAGGUCAUAACUGUCUUGAGUUCCUAAACAGGAUUAGAAUUCAGUCUCCUGUUUUUAACCUAGUGAGAGCAUAUAAUUAGAUAUAAUAUAAUACAUUAUCUAGUCCAACCCUUAGCUGGCCAUUCAAUCCCCACCAGAUUGUUCAAAACAUUGUUACUGGACCCUUGGACCACCAGGUACAUUUAAAAUUAAACUGAGUAGAGUUUAUGUAACAAAGCAAAUAGGAUUUUAUUAACUAUAGAAUGUGUUAGGUUUGGGCAGUGAAGAGGCAGGAGACGAUGCAAGUGACAACAGCUCUUUAUUUAUUGUGAAUCCCAUCAAAAGCCAACAGGCAAAAACCUCUCUUUAUAUAGUAGUUUGGCUGAAGCAUCAGCCAAUCAGCAACGUGCCUUUUCCCGCCCAAAUUUCCCUCUUAAAAUUCAAAUACAUUACACUCCUCCCCUCCUAGAACACAUUUAGCCAUAUUUACAUAAAAUUUGCAUGUUAUUUUUCCAUGUAGUCACGCAGGUAGACAGGGCGUCUCCUAACUCUUUCUGACCUGCGCAAAUCAUUCCCUGGGAGUGAGGGACUGUUUGUUCCUCCCAGCUUCUCCUCUGGGCCCUCCGGCCCUGGAUUAAUGGCAGAGUCGUCCCUGCUGUCCUCUGGAAGAGCCGGUUGGCGUCACUGGACUUCCUCUGAAUCAGCUAAGUCCUCCGAUCGCCUCGGGAUUGAGCUAGCUGUUGGUUCAAAUAUUUGGUAGUCAGGGUAUGGCUGUUUGGUUUCUGGAUUGUUUUGCAUUCUUUUUCGUAAUUGAUCUAUGUGGCGUCUCCACACUCGGCCAUCCCCCAGGUCCACUAAGUAUGACUUUGGGCCCGUCACUCCUACAAUUGUUCCCCUAAGCCACGCUGGGCCCUCACUAUAGUUAUGUGCCCAUACCGGGUCACCUGUUGUCAUUGUUCUGGUUUUUCCUUUCGUGCUGUGGUACCCCUCAGGGGAGUAUGUUGGGUUUAACCGAUCUAGGGGACACCGGAGUCUUCUACCCAUUAAUAACUCCGAUGGGCUGCGACCGGUGGUCACACAGGGAGUUCUGUAUUGGACUGCCAGGAAGGUGUCAAUUUUGGAUUGCCAAUCUCCUGGGCUAAUUCUAGAUAGUGCUUCCUUGGCACUGCAUUUGAAACGUUCUGCAAGUCCGUUUGUCGCCGGGUGGAAAGGUGCCGAGAGGACAUGCCGAAUGCCCUCUCCGGCCAAGUACCCCUCAAACUGGGUGGCCGUAAAUUGUGGGCUGUUAUCAGACACUAUGGUAUCGGGCAACCCGUGUGUCACAAAUAAAUGCCUCAAAACUGUGAUUGCAGCUUCAGCUGUUGUGGUUUUCAUGAGUAUAAUUUCUAACCACUUCGAGUAGGCAUUUACCACAAUCAAGAAGGUUUGCCCAUGGAACGGCCCGGCAAAAUCUAUGUGGAUCCUUGAUCAAGGUCCUUGGGGUUUUUCCCAUUCCCUUAUUGGGGCUGUAGGGGGUAGUGGUCUUGAUUCUUGGCUUGCUUGGCAUUUCCCCACCCGGUCACUAAUGUCAUUGUCCAUUUUCGGCCACCACACAUAGCUUCUCGCCAAACUUUUCAUCCUCACAAUCCCUGGGUGGCCCACAUGUAAUAAUUCUAAUACCUGCCCUUGUAAUUUCUCUGGAAUAACCACUCUAUCCCCCCACAACAAACAACCCCCUUGUACCGACAGUUCCGAAUGCUUUUUUGUAAACUCUUUAAAACGAUCCCCUGGUGCAGUGGGCCAUCCCCUCUGCACCCAACCGAUCACAGUUCUUACAAUAAUAUCUUUGUAGGAUGCCCUAGUCACUUCCGUGGAUGUGACCGGGCCAGAGUCCAAAGAGUCAAUUAGUAAUACUGGUGUCCCUGGGGUUGGGUCUUCAAUAGUUUCUGGCAACGGGCAUCUACUUAGAGCGUCUGCAUGUCCCAAGUCUUUGCCCGGUCGGUGAGACAGUCGGUACGAGUAUGCUGCCAGGAAAAUAGUCCAACAGGUCAGCCUGGGCGAUAAGGCGACCGGUGUUGGAUGGUCCCCCGCCAAGAGUCCCAAUAAUGGUCUGUGGUCUGUAACUAUUUCAAAUCGCCGCCCAAACAGAUACUCGUGGAAUUUCUUUACCCCUGAGACUAUGGCAAGUGCCUCCCAGUCUAAUUGGUUAUAGUUCCUUUCUGACCAACGUGACUCCUCGAACAGGGAUUCGGUUUCCCUGGUAGUCUUGCACUCUCAGCUUUUGGGGUUGCAGCUGGCGUUUCACGACUUCUGGCCGGUCCCUCGCGAUUGUGUCCCAAGACAUAAUCGUGAUUGAUGAGCCGGUAUCCACCUUCAUUUUACACUGCACUCCUUCGAUGUAGGUCUUAGUGAAUAUUUUCUUUUCUAGCCGUGCCGAUGCGUAGCCCACUCGCACAGUGGUGUGAUUCGACUUCGCGCCUUUUUUGAACUGGCCAAUCCCUGGCCGCUUCGCGGAACCGGCGCCCUGUUGAUUGGCCGGUUUGAAUUUUUGGCGGGAAGGUUGGGAGGCGCAGCAGGCCUGAGCUAUAUGUCCUUUCUUUUCACACCGCCGACAAAUUGCGUCCUUGAACCUGCAAUUCUGUCGUUGGUGUUGGCCUCCGCAACUCACGCACUCGUCACGGUUGCCUCUUUCCGGCCUCCCGGUGUGGAAAACCUCUUCCUCUUCUUCAUCUUCCCAUUCUGCCUGGAUCUCUUCGCUGUGGACCGGCGUUGCUUUCACUGAGGAGUUUGGUGCGUUCGGCUUCUGUAAGGUUUCCGCCGCUUUGGGGUACAUCUCGUGCGCCCUGGCCUCAUCCAGGGCUAUCGCUAGGGUUAGGUUGCUUUUCGGCAGCAGCCGCCUCUGUAGUCGGAUGUCCCUGACCCCACAAAUGAGUUGUUCUAAUAAAGUGUCCUCCAAGUCCCUAUACUCACAGUGGGUUGCGGCUUUCCUUAAUGCGGCCAUGUACAUGCUUAUCGAUUCGCCCUCUCACUGAACUCUUUGCCUUAGCUCGAAACGUUGUACGAACUUCGAUGGCACCGGCGCGUAGUGUGCUCGUAGCGUCGUCUGUAGCACUGGCCAUGGCACCAACUGGUGUUGGUUCCGACAGCGAUUUGGCGGUAUCGAAGACUUCUGGCCCACAGUGGCUCAGGAAGUAAGCACGCUUCCGAUUAUCCGAUACUCCUUGCAGUUCGUUGGCUUCGAGGAAAUACUCGAAACGAGCCAUGUACGACCCCCAUUUCUCUUUGGCUGGGUCGAAUGGCGCUGGCGGCAUAUAGCUAGACAUCACUAUGUAUCCGCUCUGGAUGACUGGCUGAGUUUGAAACUAAGUUGCUCCUUCAGCUCUUUUCCUAGUCUCACUGCCUUCAAUAUCCCACCUUCGUCGCCAAUGUUAGGUUUGGGCAAUUGAAGAGGCAGGAGACGAUGCAAGUGACAACAGCUCUUUAGUUUAUUGUGAAUCCCAGCAAAAGCCAACAGGCAAAAACCUCUCUUUAUAUAAUAGUUUGGCUGAGGCAUUAGCCAAUCAGCAACGUGCCUUUUCCCGCCCAAAUUUCCCUCUUAAAAUUCAAAUACAUUACAGAAUGUAUCUCAAGUAAUUAAUAACUUUACUGUUUUCUAUAUUGUAGUAAUUUAAAUUUAAAUUUACUAAAUUGAUUAAAGCUAAAGUGUAUAAAUUGUAUUAAUUAGUUUGGAAAAAAGUACAUCAAUAAGAAAAUAGUAUACCAAACAUUUAACAGCCUUUCUUUUUAUUCUCAACCCUAAGUAGCAGUUGAUAUAAGCAAAGCGUUCAACAUUUCCCAAAACAAAAAUGCAAUUGAUAACGAGAUCUAAUGAAGUUAUCAUUACAUUCUGAAUUCUUAUCAUGCAGUGUUUAAAAAUUUGCUAACAUUUAAAUGUACCAUAGGUACUCCUAACUUAUGACUACAAUUGAGCCCAAAAUUUCUGCUGCUAAACAAGACAGUUAUUGAGUUUUGUGCCAUUUUAUAACCUUUUUUACCAUAGUUAUUAAGGGAAUCAUGCAGUUGCUAAGCAAAUCUGGCUUAUCCCAUUGACUUUACAUGUCUGAAACCAGUUGGGAAAGUUGCAAAUGGUAAUCACAUAACCCUGGGACAGUGCAAAUACAUGCCAGUUGCCAAGUGCCCAAAUUUUGAUCAUGUAACAAUGGGGAUGCUACAAUGGUUGUAAAUGUGAAAAAACAUCAUAAGUUGCUUUUACAAUGCCGUUUUAACUUAGUGUUCAGUCACUAAAAUGAAUGGUUGUAAUUCAAGGACCCCACUGUAUAGGAAUAUGUAGCCCUUUAGAUAUUGCUAGUUAAUAAUAGAAGUUGUAAACAUCAGUACUUGCACUUUACAUAUUUUUUUGUAGUACUAAUUCAGGAAGGAACAAAACACAACAGAUGUUAACAGAAGAAUGUAGAUGAUAUCACAUGAAUGUUCAUUCAGUCUAAUGCAAACAAAGUUCUUGUGUAUUUUUGCUUAUCUAAAGAUGCUGGAAGGCAUAUGAUCUAAUCCUGUAUUGACUUAGAUCUAUUGGAUUAUUGCACUCAUUUUUCCCCUAUGUAACUUGUUCUAGAAAAUAUUUUUCCAAAUAGUAUAUGCAAAUUUAUAAGAGAGAUAACAUUAUACAACAGGUUGCAGAGAACCUUGUAGAGAUCACUGUAGAGAUCUGACAGCAAAAUGUUAUGAAACAAUUUUUUGUUAUUUACUCACCAGAUGAAUACUGCAUUUCCAAACAUUUUAAUCCCAUUAACAGGUCCAUUGAUACAAUUUCAUUAGAAAUUCAGAUCUGCUCCAGGCUGGAGUAUUUAUGUCCUGCUGCUAAACAGUUGCUUUAUGAACAUUCUUUUCUGUAGUGACUGUCAUAUUGGCUUAUAGGGAUUACAGUCUUUAUCAUUCUUUCUUUUGUUGAGUUAGGAAGGUGGACUGGAAUGUGUGAAAUAAUUUCAGCAAUUUAACACUCUAACUCAGUCUUUCUCAAUCUUGGCAAGUUGAAGAUGGGUGGACUUCAAAUCCCAGAAUUCGGAAUUGAAUUGAAUUCUGGGAGUUGAAGUUCACCCAUCUUCACUUUACCAAGGUUGAGGAACACUGCUCUAACUUGACAUUCUCUAACUUAAAGCUCCCAGAAUCGAUACUAUAGCUUUUCUUAGUGCCUUUAUUCUGCCAGCAUGACAUAUUGUAAAGUGUAGUAGUAUUAAAUUUAGAUUUUUUAAAAGGUCUCUACCUUCAAAAUUAGAAAUUAUUUGGGGAUGACAAACUAUUCAUAAGUUCUAAAAGUAUUGUUAACGUGUCCACAGUGAAGGUAAUUAUAAAGCACUCUGCAAUUUCUCAUUUUCCGGACUUUGCUUUUUAAAGUCAAAAGUUGGUUUAGAUAUUUCUGAACAAACUUUGGAAUAAUAGAAAUGUCAGUGUUGUAACGACUAUGCUGCGCAACUUUCCUGACAACAAAGAAUUGUUGAGGGCUCUGUGAAGUUUCUUACAUUCCCACAAAUUUAAGAGUUAAAGCAAGCCAUUCCUGCAAUGCUAGAGAAACUGAAAGAAGAUUGACUUUUCU
Molecule: messenger RNA, 6980 nt
Organism: Ahaetulla prasina
Lineage: Eukaryota; Metazoa; Chordata; Lepidosauria; Squamata; Colubridae
Product: zinc-regulated GTPase metalloprotein activator 1-like
Exons: 10
Coding region: 367-1065 (232 amino acids)
Cellular component (GO): cytoplasm
Source: RefSeq, a predicted model, not a curated record